AUGUGGUCAUCUUCUGGAAGCGGCAAGAAGCCCGCGCAAUCUGAGAUGGUCCAAGUUGAUCGAUCAGAGUCCGCAUCACCUUUCUGGAGACCGCCACCCCGAGACAGCCUUAGUUCCUCAUCCAAGAGGAAUAUCGCGUCGCCUACAGGUCAUGGAUCUGGCCUUGUAGUUGGCGCUGCAUAUUCCCACGCGGAUAUGCUCAAAUUCGACUCCUUGAACUCCAACUCCUCUCGACCUAGAACACCACCCUCCUCCUCAUCGGCCAAGAUUCGAAUCCAAGAAGCUUCUCCCCCUUCGAAGACGACACCUGGGAAGAACGGUUCCCCUCCUUAUAAGAGCUACAUCAACUUUCUUUCUAACACAAACGAUGACUGGAAGGCGGACGAAGAUGAUAUGAUGGGCUAUGAAGACGAUGACGGGGACGACUUUGGCUUGCCCAGUCUGUCAAAUAUGAAGAGAAGGACACGGCGCAUUGCUACACAAAACAGGGCAGAGUCCAGUACGUUGUCACCAUCAACUGAGGGACCCUCCGAUUCCUUCCUAGCAAGACGAUAUUCAAACAGCGCCGACAUCGCUAUCGAACGACCUGCACCUACUUAUCCCAUGCCCAAGAAAAGCGAGGGCAAGAUCCUUCGACCGCAAUACAAGGAAAUACUAAAAGACCCCGCCAAUGCUCUACACCUCAUCAACUAUCCUACCGUACCCGCCAACGCCACUCCUAAAGAAGCCGAUGCCAUUAAUUCUCGAAUUACACGUAUAAACAAGUUCAAGAAGCUCCUACAAGCUUCUACUAUCUCGAUACCCGACUUAAGACAACUUGCAUGGUCUGGAGUGCCACAGGAAGUCCGCGCCAUCACCUGGCAGCUGUUGCUCAGUUAUCUUCCCGCAAAUAGCGAGCGCAGAGUUGCCACCUUGGAGAGAAAGCGUAAAGAAUAUUUAGACGGCGUUCGCCAGGCUUUCGAGAGAGGAGGAGGAAAUGCAACCACAUCGGCCAAUACAGCUCCUACAGGACGAACUCGAGGUUUAGACGAGGCCAUCUGGCACCAGAUCAGUAUCGACGUGCCUCGAACCAACCCGCAUAUCGAACUGUACAGUUACGAAGCAACACAGCGAUCACUUGAGCGGAUUCUUUAUGUGUGGGCUGUACGUCAUCCAGCCAGCGGUUACGUUCAAGGCAUCAACGAUCUCGUAACGCCGUUUUGGCAAGUAUUCCUUGGCAUCUAUAUUGGAGAUCACGAUAUUGAGUCCGGAAUGGACCCGGGACAACUCCCUAAGUCCGUGCUAGAUGCAGUGGAAGCCGACUCCUUUUGGUGUCUAACAAAACUGCUCGAUGGCAUUCAGGACCACUAUAUCGUUGCGCAACCAGGCAUUCAACGCCAAGUUGCUGCGCUACGCGAUUUGACAGCACGUAUAGAUGGCAAUUUGUCUAAGCAUCUCGAGCAAGAAGGUAUUGAGUUCAUCCAGUUUAGUUUCCGUUGGAUGAACUGUCUCUUGAUGCGAGAAUUCAGUGUCAAGAACACAAUCCGAAUGUGGGACACUUAUUUGGCUGAAGAGCAAGGUUUCUCCGAGUUCCAUUUGUACGUAUGUGCGGCCUUUCUCGUGAAGUGGUCCGAUAAGCUCCUCGAUAUGGACUUUCAAGAGAUCAUGAUGUUCCUUCAGAGCCUCCCUACCAAGGGAUGGACAGAAAAGGACAUUGAGCUGCUCCUGAGUGAGGCGUUCAUCUGGCAGAGCCUCUUCAAAGGCUCUGCGGCGCAUCUUAAGGGUCAACCUGCUCGUGAACCCGUCACGAAUUUACAACUAUGA
Fusarium coffeatum is the source of this 1803-nucleotide messenger RNA. RefSeq lists its product as uncharacterized. Gene Ontology annotation, molecular function: GTPase activator activity. Gene Ontology annotation, cellular component: Golgi apparatus. Lineage: Eukaryota; Fungi; Ascomycota; Sordariomycetes; Hypocreales; Nectriaceae. Gene Ontology annotation, biological process: activation of GTPase activity. The record is from RefSeq and is a predicted model, not a curated record. The coding region runs from base 1 to 1803 and encodes 600 amino acids. The transcript is spliced from 7 exons.